Messenger RNA from Habropoda laboriosa, 5410 nucleotides. RefSeq names its product murinoglobulin-1-like. Gene Ontology annotation, molecular function: endopeptidase inhibitor activity. The record is from RefSeq and is a predicted model, not a curated record. The coding region runs from base 95 to 5377 and encodes 1760 amino acids. Lineage: Eukaryota; Metazoa; Arthropoda; Insecta; Hymenoptera; Apidae. Gene Ontology annotation, cellular component: extracellular region. The transcript has 25 exons.
AAAUCAAGUUUCAAACUACUCAUCAAGCAUGUUCGCGAAUAUAGUUUAUCAAAAAUAAAUGUUAGGUAUAGUGUGAUUAUCCGGAAUAUACACGAUGAACAAAUUGAUGUUUUUUGCGCUGUUUGUUUGUUCAGUGUCAUUUUUACAUUGCUGCGAUGCCGUUUCGACCAUCAAGCGGGGAUAUAUGUUUACGGCCCCGAAAAGGCUGUUAAUCGGUGAAACUGAGAGCGGGUGUCUAUCUUUGCACAAUUUAGAGCUGCCGGCUAGAGUUGUACUUGAACUACUGGUAGGACCGAAAGAUGAAGUGUUAACCCAUACUAGCGCUAUUAUGAAAACAGGUGUAGAAACAUGCCUGCAAUUAACUGUGCCUAUAACGAAAUACACAGACGGAAUACUCCGACUCAGGAUCAAUUUCGACAAGUACCCCGAUUAUGUGGUCGAGUCGAAGGAGAACGUUGACAUCGAGCCCGGUUCUCUGUUGACUUUCGUGGAAACCGAUAAAGCCAUUUACAAACCUGGCCAGGAUGUUAAUAUCAGAAUUCUUAUGCUUAAGCGUGAUCUGAAACCUUUGAAGACAGUGAUUCCGAAAGUGUGGAUUGAAAAUCCAGCGAGUGUGAGGGUGGCACAGUGGACGAACGUAAGCACGGAGAACGGGAUGGCACAAUUGACGUUUCCCCUGUCUCCAGAACCGAACUCGGGAGAUUGGGUAAUAAAAGUGGAGAAAAAGAGUGUAAAAGAUAUGUCGCAGAGAAUGAAAUUUCAAAUGAUUCACCAAACUACGUUCGAAGUGGAAAAAUACAUUCUGCCAAGAUUUCAAAUAACGAUCGAUUCACCGGAAUAUAUUCUUGCCGAUGUAGAAAAUGUCACUUGGAACAUCUGUGUCAAAUAUAGCUAUGGUAAACCUGUGAAAGGUACACUGCUGUUGAAAUUAACGCCGCGGACACCUAGCUGGCAGAGAAAGCCUAAUUUUCCAGCGAUACGUUACGAGACGGAACUUAAUAAUCCAGACGGUUGUACUGAAUUUGUGCUUUCCGAGACCCUUCUUGGGUUAGCGCAUUGGAAAGUCGAUCCGAACAAUAUCAUUCUGAUAGCAGAAUUUACGGAAGCUGGGACUGGUAUAAUGCAAAGUGCGAUUAGUCUGACAAGGGUGGUGCACGAAGCUUUCAACUUGAAUUUCGACGACUACAUGCCAAAGUACUUCAUGCUGGGCUUGCCUUAUCAUGGAAAAUUACGAGUUUUGCGACACGACAAUACACCUGUUCCGAAUGAGAAAAUUCAAGUUUGCCUGAGUACACGCGGAAAGAUCGACUGGUCGAAGAAUGUAGUAGAAUGUCGCGACUUCAUAUCGUCCAUCGAUGGUUUCAUAGAUUUUGUUGUACCGCCACAACACAAGAGUACCGUUCUGUUAACUUUCGCCGCCACUGCUGUUGAUUAUCCACCGAAAUAUUACUCACCAGAAAAACCUUCGAGGGUUUCCAUGAAUCAGCCUUCCAGCUAUAUUAAUAUAAUUCCUUGGUAUUCUCCGUCGGAUAGCUACUUAGUGGUAGCACGAGGAAAUCAACCGAUCGUGUGUGGCGAAAAAUAUUCCUUUAACCUGAUGUACACGAUACCCCCUAAUGCGAACGAAUCCAUUUCUUUCCACUAUUCAAUCAAUUCGAAAGGAAGUAUCUUAAUAUACGGACAUGUGAAGCAUAAGCCUAGUCGAGACACGGUAUUGAACUACUCUGAAUUUCGGAAUAUACUGAGUGCUGUGGAACCAUUGACCAAUAAAACUGACGACAAACCCGUGGUGCACAGGUUCCCAUUAAGCGUUAAAGUUACACCAAGCAUGGCUCCAAUCUCAGAAUUAUUACUUUAUUACGUUCGAUUGGAUGGUGAGGUUGUCGCGACCACCUACACCAUUGAGGUUGGUCAUUGUUUCGAGAACAAAGUGAAAACCGCAUGGCACACCGACGUUCAAACCCCAGGCUCUACCACUCAGUAUCACGUCGAAGCUGCUCCUUGGUCUCUAUGUGGAAUUUCUGCUAUAGACAAAUCGACUCUUUUUCUCAGCAAAUCAAGAUCGAAUUUGCUCAAUGCCGCUAAAAUAUUCGACGAGCUGAGGACAUUCCUUCCAAAACCUUCCAAUUCCUUCCAAAUAGCUUCCGAUCGUAGAUGUAGAACGGUGGCACGUGAAGAAACGAAUGAAGAGAUCGCGCACUUUCCACCCACUUGGAAUCUGCGAAAACGAAGAAGUCGCAUGAUAACUUAUGAUCGGUCCGUUAAAUAUGUGGACGCGACGGAAGCUUUCAGCAACUUUGGAGUGGUUGUAAUGAGCGAUCUGGUGCUAGAAACACGACCCUGUCCAUGGUUAUUCCAGGAGCAUACAGCGCUUGACAACGCUGAACUUAAUCAAUAUGUACAUGCCCAACAAUUUGAUUUCGCAGUUGCUGCUGCAGCGAAGGAUCCAGGAGUAGUUGAUGAUCUUCCAUCUAAAAGUCCCACCCUUAGAUCUUAUUUCCCUGAAACAUGGUUAUGGGAAUUAAUACCUACUGGGAAAGAAGGUAAAGUAACGAUAGAACGUACACUUCCGCACACUAUCACCGAUUGGAUUGGCCACACAAUUUGUAUUUCACCAACUCACGGUCUUGGAAUAGCACCACCAACCGCCAUAACAGCGUUUCAACCGUUCUUUCUUGACUAUAGUUUACCAUACAGCGUAAAACGCGGGGAAAUAUUGCAUUUAAAGGUGUCUCUCUUCAACCAUAUGCAACAUAGCUUACCUAUAAUGAUUCACUUGGAAGAGGUAGCAGGACUUGAUCUGCAUUUGUCGCAUCCUAAUGCCUCGUUCUGCGUGAAACCACGGGAUAGUAUCGUUCACGAAUAUAUUCUUAGGCCACUAGUAGUCGGAGAAGUGAACAUAACGGUGUCCGCUUUUAUAGACACUGAUUAUCUAGAUUCGUGCGGACCAGACACUCCAAUAUUUACACGGGAUGCAAUCGUGAAACCAAUUCUAAUUUUACCAGAAGGUUUUCCCAUACAGGAAACGAAAUCGGCGUUCAUAUGUCCGAUGAACUUCAGCGACGAUUCUAUGUCGAUGUGGGAAUUGAUGUUGCCUAAGGAUAUCUUAGGUCCAGCACUGGACAAUUUGGACAAUCUUGUGCAAUUACCAAAAGGUUGUGGCGAACAGAACAUGGUACUGUUUGUCCCCAACAUUCACGUGAUUAAAUAUCUAGAUGCCAAUGGAAUUGAUAAUCCUGUUCUUCGAGCAAAAGCUAUUAAAAAUAUGGAGAAAGGAUACCAGAGACAGCUGACUUAUAAACAUUCGGAUGACUCUUAUUCAGCGUUUACGAAUAGCGAAAGCUCAAUAUGGUUGACCGCGUUCGUAUUGAAGUCAUUUGCUCAAGCUCGAACUCUGAUUCAUAUUGACGAGGAUCAGCUUAAGCGGUCUGUCAAUUGGAUCAUAAAGAAACAGUUGAAGAACGGUUGUUUCCCCAUGAUAGGCACAGUUUUCCACAAACCGAUGAAGGGUGGCCUCCAAAAAUACGAUUUGUCAACAGCAUUAACCGCAUACAUUUUAAUUUGUCUACUUGAGUCUGGCGUUCCCUUAUCACUGUCUAUUUUCAACAAUGCCCUGAAUUGUGUGGAAAACGCAGUUGCUGACUACAAUACUGACCCAUACACUAUAAUUCUCAAGACGUAUGCGUUAGCGUUAUCCGAGAGCCCGAACGCCAAUUCCAGUUUAAAAUUCCUGAUGAAAUAUGCUACUCGUCACAAUAACCACGUAUGGUGGGAAGAUAAAUCUAAGCCUGCGAUCAGUUUAAGCAUCGAAAUGACUGCAUAUGUUAUUCUCACCUUGGUAAAAUUAGGCGGAGAUGACAAUAUGAUUGAAGCUAUGAAGACUGUUCGUUGGAUAACGAAGCAAAUGAAUACCAAAGGUGGAUAUACGUCCACCCAGGACACGGUUAUUGCAUUGGAAGCUCUUACGAAAUACAAUAUGGCUGUAAGUCCUGGCAAAACCGAUUUGUCUGUUCUCGUCACUGCCAAAGAAGUGGAUUACGCCUACAAAUUGAACGAAGAUAAUCGUAUGAUUCUUAAGCAAAUUCGUUUGCCUGUUCUGCCAACCAUCGUAGAAAUUUUUGCCGAGGGUAAAGGCUGCGUUUUAAUACAGAGUAAUCUUAAAUACAACGUGGCGCAUACCAAUGCCUCGAAUGCUUUCGAUCUUUCGGUGGGUGCUCAUUCCGCUGCCUACCAAAAUGAAUGCUCAUUGCAAAAUAUUACAGUCUGUGCACGGUAUAAAAUGGCAGACGAAGAGAGCAACAUGGCUUUGCUCGAAAUUGGAAUGAUAAGUGGCUACUUGCCGGAUCCAAUGAGCCUGAAUGCGUUGUUAGAAGAUUAUCCAAAUAAAAUUGAUGAAUCAAUUACAGGAGUAAAACGCUACGAUGCAAACCGAGAUGUUGUCACCAUUUAUUUCGACAAAUUAACUGGCGAAAGGACAUGCAUCUCAUUCACGAUAAUAAGGGAGAACGUUGUCGAUCGUCUUGAACCAGCGAACGUAAAGCUUUAUGAUUAUUAUCAACAAGAGCUGACGGUGUCAACUAGCUAUAAAAUCGCUUCGCUUUGUAGCAGCGCGGAACCGGUUAAUGAACAAGUGACACCAAGUGUGCAGUCUGAGGAACAAUUACAAUACGCACUCACUAUAAAUUUUGCGGAAACCUUUUUUAAAGACAGUCACGAGCUACAAACACGAGUUCCAGUUUAUGAAGAAUCAUAUCUAAGUUCAUAUAACAACAAGUACAACAAAGAAUCAAGUAUCACCACCAAUGGAUUGCCCGUGGUGAGAACGUCAACAAUUGCAACAGAAGACGAAACUAUGCAAACUGUACAGCCAGAGGAGCAAAACCCUUUGCAGGAGGAGUCGGACGUUGAAAUGAAUAACACUACAAUAAACACCGAGACGAAUAUUCCGUCGCCGACGGGAGAGAAGCAAUCUUGUCCCGUAUGCAUGGACAAGUUACCGUCGAACAUUAAAGACGUUUAUUGCUCGGCGAGUAGCGCGGUUAAAGUAGCAAUUAGACGAUUGCGCAAAGCUAGACUGUUGCUGGACUUGCAUGGAUCCCGGGAAGUUCAACGUCUUCGUGCCACGGUCAAAUACACUCUAAGCCCGAAUUGCUCCUGUUCACCGUUAGAUACUCCUGGAAGUUUCGCGUUAAUUAUAAACAAAGAUAACGACUUUCUUGCAUCCGGUGAUCAUGAACAAACGUUGAACGAUUCGUUUUAUAUAUACGGUUUACCACUGGUUAGCGGUAUGCCAUGCAAAUUGGCGGAGGUACGAGCCACCUGUUUCAACGAAGAGAACAUUCAAUGCACGUACGAAGAUCCCCAGGUUUAUGGUUGAACUCAGCAGAUGUAUCUUAAUGUUUAAUGCGCA